Molecule: messenger RNA, 1537 nt
Organism: Helianthus annuus (common sunflower)
Lineage: Eukaryota; Viridiplantae; Streptophyta; Magnoliopsida; Asterales; Asteraceae
Product: nuclear envelope-associated protein 2
Exons: 6
Coding region: 281-1291 (336 amino acids)
Source: RefSeq, a predicted model, not a curated record
CUUCGGCCUUUGUCAUUUAUUACCCUCUAUCCGAACCUACCCCUUCCUUUAUUAAUCUUCCACUCCGAACCUACCCUCUUUCACAUCUCAACCCUUUCUUCACGCCUGCAACCACCAAUCGCCACCGCCGGUGACACUUUUUGUUCAUAUGGUCACAUAAUAAAUCAAGAUAUGUGGACAGAUUUCUGCAACUGAAAGAGCCGAAAGAGGGGUGUUUUAUGGGUUUGAAUUGAUGUUACUGUAUCAAAUUUUAUGUUUUGAAUUCAAGUUUUGAUUGAAGAUGUCUGGAAUGACUUCAACGCGUGAGAUUGAUCCGUUACUGAGGGAUCUGAGUGAGAAGAAACAGAACUUUCGUCGGAAUGUUGUGUCACUUGCAGCCGAGCUUAAGGAUGUUAGAAGCAGGCUAUCUUCGCAAGAAGAAUCAUUUGCUAAAGAAUCUUUAACCAGACAGGAAGCAGAAGCUAGAGCUAAAAGCAUGGAAGAGGAGAUUGCCAGAUUGCAAAAGAGUUUAGAUGAGAGAAAUCUGCAGCUUCAAGCAUCAUCAUCUGAUGCUGCAAAGUACCUGCGCGAUAUAGAUGAUCUCACAUCCCAGCUGUCGUCAACAAAAGCAACAGCAGAAGCAAGUGCAGCUUCAGCUCAAUCUGCACAGCUUCAAUGCAAGGCUCUGUUAAAGGAACUUGACGAAAAGAAACAAUCACUGAAAGAGCACGAAGCGCGUGUCAAUAAGCUGGGAGAACAGUUAGAUCUUUUGCGCAAGGAUCUUCAAUGGCGAGAGUCUUCACAAAAGCAACUGAAAGAUGAAGUCAUGCGGGUCGAGCAUGACAUCAUGCAAGCUCUAGCUAAAUCUGGAGCCAAUAAUAACUGUGAAUUGAGGAAGAUUCUUGAUGAGGUUUCACCUAGAAACCUUGAAAAGAUGAAUAAACUUUUAUCAGAUAAAGAUGAAGAAAUAGCCAAGCUGAGAGAUGAAAUAAGGGUUACUUCUGCACAUUGGAAGCUCAAAGUCCAGGAUCUGGAGUCCCAAUUGGAGAAACAUCGUAGAGCCGAUCAGGAUUUGAAGAAACGGGUUCUUAAACUGGAGUUCUGUUUACAUGAAGCCCGGGCUCAAACCCGAAAACUCCAAAGGGUGGGAGAGAGGCGAGAUAAAGCGCUGAAAGAACUGAAAGAAGAACUGUCAGCAGCAAAGAAUGGUGUGAAUGGUGGAGGUGAUAACCAUAAUUUCUGGGAAAGUUCAGGAUUCAAGAUCGCUGUAUCAAUGUCGAUGUUGAUUCUAGUGUUGUUUUCAAAGCGCUAGUACUAGUAGUAAUUUAAUUUGUCGAAUUUAAAUGGAAUAUUAGGUCGUAGAUAGAGCCAGGCCGUAUUUAGUGUUUGUUUUUAUAUCAGGAGAUGCUUUUGUUUAUAAAGUUAAAAAAAUACCUACCUGCCAACUACAAUUUGAAAUUCGAAUUUCAAAUAUGGUUGUCAAUGUAUGUGCUUCUUUCUAUGUUCCCAACAUAAAACGUUUAAAAACACUUUUUAAUGUUCAUAGAUGUUGAUGUGA